UGUCAGAAGGCUGCAUGUCAGACAUGUUAUAUCACCUACCACAGAGCUUGUAAAACUGUCGUCACCAUUGAGUCUAUGAAGCCAGAGAUGGAGGCAGCACUGCUGGAGAAGAGAUUUGACAUGGGGAAGAGACUGAAAGUGAGGUCGAAGAAAGUAGAGAUGAAAAAUAAGAAACUCAAGACUAUUUUUAGAGUUAAAGAGUCAGCUGUACAACAUAUUAGGUCUAUAUGUCAGACAACUAUAAACAAGAUUAAACAGAAAGAAACACAACUCUUGGAUGAACAGAAUACCAUUACACAGACGUACGCCGGCCAACUCCGUUCUGGUUUGAAGCUUGAAGAGAUUGAGAUGCAUAUGUACAGACAACAUUGUGAGUUCAUUGACCAGGCCUUGGUAUCGGACUGUGUGAUGAACCUGUAUGACGCGUAUCAGGCCUUGGAGUCGGGAGCUAUAGAGCUGGGGGAUGUCAGGGACACAGACACAGUAGACACACGGAGAAUAGACGACGUCAGGUUUACAUCAAACGCUGAGCAUGUCCAGCACAUCAUAGAUAACCUACAUCUGGGAAAGAUUCACGUCACAUAUCAGGAUCAGACGAAAUGUCUGUUGUCGCCUGUGCUAGUUGGAAUUAAAGACGGGAGGAUGGCGGGUGAUGAGAAAGAGGCUGAUCUACGCGACGUCACAGUCCUGGUUGUAGACGGUACACAGACUGCUGUGGUUACCGACAUGAAGAAUGAGUGUGUAAAAUCUUUCUACACAACAAACAACCAGCGAUGUCAAAGUAAACUUCCCCUGGGUGACCUUCCAUGUGGUGUAACACAGUUGAAGGAGAAACAGGUUAUGGUUGCUGUCCCUGGAUCCCAUCAGAUUGUAACAGUAAAAGUGACCCCUGACCUGGCCCUGCUCUCGUCCUUCACAACAAAUAAGGUGUAUUACAGUCUCGCUGUUCUUAAUCCUUCCUGCCUAGCAGCAGGUGGAUACGGCGUUGUUGAUAUCCUGGACAUGGCGGGGCAUGUGCUGAGGACACUCACUAAACGCAACAAGACCCUGUUUACUUUCCCCUACUACAUGUGUGUCAACAGCAAGGGCAACAUACUCGUGUCUGACGAGAGGAAGAAGUCUGUUACAUGUCUAACGUCAGAAGGUGAUGUUGUGUUCAAAUACGCACCUACCGGAGACAGAGCGCUCAGCUUGCCUCGUGGCAUCACAACUACCAGCAAAGGAGACAUUCUGCUUGUAGACAGGAGCACCAAUGAAAUGAUUCAGCUGACAGAGUCGGGGGAGUUAGUUGGAGAUGUUCUCAAGUCAAAAGACGUGUGUGAUGUAUUCUGCGAUAAAUACGGAUUCUUCUUUCUGUGUACAAAAACGGAUGUGAGAGAGUAUAUGUUAGUGUGAUAGAAAAAACAAAACAAUCAUGGAUUGUGCAUGAGGUUAUUCUGAAAAGGUUAUAAGUAAAUUUAUGUAAAGAGAAUAGAUCGAGUAAAAGAGUAGAAUACAUAAUAAAAACAGUCUUGGGUA
Molecule: messenger RNA, 1518 nt
Organism: Haliotis rufescens (red abalone)
Lineage: Eukaryota; Metazoa; Mollusca; Gastropoda; Lepetellida; Haliotidae
Exons: 1
Coding region: 76-1395 (439 amino acids)
Biological process (GO): protein polyubiquitination; proteasome-mediated ubiquitin-dependent protein catabolic process
Molecular function (GO): ubiquitin protein ligase activity
Source: RefSeq, a predicted model, not a curated record